AUGAAUGUGAUCCAUGAUAUGAACGCGAUUUACAGUAUGAAUGUGAUCCAUGAUAUGAGCAUGAUCCAUAAUAUGGGCCUGAUUCUUAAUAUGAAUGUGAUCCAUAAUAUGAACGUGAUUUACAGUAUGAAUGUGAUCCAUGAUAUGAGCAUGAUCCAUGAUAUGGGCGUGAUUCACAAUAUGAAUGUGAUCCAUAAUAUGGGCGUGAUUCUUAAUAUGAAUGUGAUCCAUGAUAUGAACGUGAUUUACAGUAUGAAUGUGAUCCAUGAUAUGAGCAUGAUCCAUGAUAUGGGCGUGAUUCACAAUAUGAAUGUGAUCCAUAAUAUUGGCGUGAUUCACAAUGUGAAUGUGAUCCAUGAUAUGAACGUGAUUUACAGUAUGAAUGUGAUCCAUGAUAUGGGCAUGAUCCAUGAUAUGGAUUAUCUCUAUGGUCUAGCUGGAAAUUCACCCCUCAUAUUUUGA
Messenger RNA from Liolophura sinensis, 462 nucleotides. RefSeq names its product homeobox-like protein HDP1. NCBI's taxonomy places the organism in Eukaryota, Metazoa, Mollusca, Polyplacophora, Chitonida, Chitonidae. The transcript has a single exon. The coding region runs from base 1 to 462 and encodes 153 amino acids. The record is from RefSeq and is a predicted model, not a curated record.